AUGGAAGAUUAUCUGCAACUUUAUGAUCUUGAAUUGCCAGAAGAACCACAAGAGCAGCUGCAGCCGCAACCACCUUCUGUGCCAAGUGUGGAAAUUAGUGAUGAUGAUAUGAAGUUGCUAUUGAGUGAUUGUGAGAUUGGUUUGAUGGAAGAUGAUAUGCAGUUUCGUGAUAAUCUUGAUGAUUAUGAGCCAACUGUGGAUACUAUUUAUGAUUUUCUCAGUUGGGUAUUGGGUGAUGAAGAUCAAAUUGAUAAUGGUGUAAUGGAAGAUGAUCUGCAACCUCAGAGUACUAAUCAUAAUGGCGUCUCCGGUACGGAGGGUUUGAAAAUUGAUGGGCAUGAUGUUGUUAAUGUUGGGCCAAGUAUGUCUAUUACUGAUGAUGACAUUUGGUUGCUGUUGACUGAUUGUGCGAUUGGUUUGAUGCAAGAAGAUGAUGACAAUGACUUGAGUGAUUUUUUGGCGCCUCUUGAAACCAUGUUGCUACAAGUACCACAACAUCAGCCUCAUUCAGAGUUAAAUCUUAAUUUCUAG
Messenger RNA from Prunus armeniaca (apricot), 531 nucleotides. Lineage: Eukaryota; Viridiplantae; Streptophyta; Magnoliopsida; Rosales; Rosaceae. The record is from the annotation of a GenBank genome assembly.